CUCACAUGCUCCCCAAAUACAAACAAGCAGGUCAACAACCCGAGUGUUGUAACAUUUCAGCCCAAAAUCUGCUUAGAUACCCCAGCAGGGCCAUUUGUCCUUUUGGAAUUGGGCAAAUAGUUCAAGGCAGCAGCAAUCAAAACGAGGGCUUCACAGAGCUGUGGCAGAGAGAGGAGAGCCAGGAGAAGGCAGAGGCUGAAGACAGUUAAAAUCAGCAUCUAAAUUGGCUCCCAAUUCUUGGUGAAACUCCCAGAGGGAGACUGUUAAAUCAUGAAAUUAAUCGCCAUCCUUUUCCUUUGCUCCAGGCUGCUACCAAGUUUGACCCAGGAGCCCUUCUCAGAAGAAAUUGACUGCAACGACCAGGAUGUAUUUAAGGCUGUGGACAGUGCUCUCAGGAAAUACAACAGUGAAAACAAAAGUGGCAACCAGUUUGUAUUGUAUCGUGUAACUGAGGUCAGGAAGACGGAUAAUCCUGACACAUUUUAUUCCUUCAAGUACCAAAUCAAGGAGGGCGACUGUCCUGUUCAAAGUGACAAAACGUGGCAGGAAUGUGACUACAAAGACUCUGCACAAGCUGCCACAGGAGAAUGCACAGUGACAGUGGCAAAGAGAAAGAAUAUGAAGUUCUCCGUGGCUACCCAGACCUGCCAGAUUACUCCAGCCGAGGGCCCUGUGGUGACCACCCAAUAUGACUGUCUUGGCUGCGAACACCCCAUAUCAACCACGAACCCUGAGUUGGAACCCAUUCUGAAACACGCCAUUCAACAUUUUAACAACAAUACUGAUCAUUCGUACCUCUUUGAUCUUGGAGAAGUAAAAAGCGCCUUGAGACAGGUGGUGGCUGGAUGGAACUAUGAAAUUACUUACUCAGUUGUGCAAACUAAUUGUUCCAAGGAGAAUUUUCUAUUCUUAACUCCAGACUGCAAGUCCCUUUCCAAUGCUGAUAUUGGUGAAUGUACAGAUAAAGCACAUGUGGAUCCUCAGCUAAGAAUUGCUUCCUUGUCACAGAAAUGUAACCUUUAUCCAGGGGAGGAUUUUGUACAACCACCUGGCAAGAUUUGCCCUGGCUGCCCCACAGUUAUACCUGUCGACAGCCCAGAGCUGGAGGAGGCUCUGAAUCAUUCUAUUGCAAAGCUUAAUGCAGAGAAUAAUGGAAAUUUCUAUUUCAAGAUUGACUUCGUGGAAAAAGCAACAGCACAGGUGGUGGCUGGAAUGAAAUAUUCUAUUGUGUUCAGAGCCAAAGAAACCACAUGUUCCAAGGAAAGUAAUGAAGAGUUGAUCGAAAGUUGUGAGAUCAAUAAACAUGGCCAAACUCUAAACUGUAAAUCUGACGUUCUUGUGGUACCUUGGGAGAAAAAAAUUUACCCUACUGUCAACUGUGAAUCACUUGCAAAGACCUCAAUGAUGAAAAGGCCUCCAGGCUUUUCGCCUUUUCGAUCAGUAGGAGUGAAUAAAACCGAAGAAGGAAAAACUAGGCACCUCAGGUCCUGCGAGUACAAGGGCCAACCAUGGGAGGCAGGGGCAGAGCCAGCACCUGAGAGUGAGGUCAAUUGACCAGGGGCAGAAUCUCCACGCCUGGCACAAUAGCCCCAGGAAGCUCUGUCAGCAGCCCCGCGUGGAAGGACAAGAAGAUGGGAGAGAGGUUAAAUAGAGAAGAACGCCAUUUCAUCACUCUGUUGCUGGGUGAAAUAAAGUUCCGUCUUGAUGUUCUCCCUCCUGGUUUA
Molecule: messenger RNA, 1724 nt
Organism: Camelus dromedarius (Arabian camel)
Lineage: Eukaryota; Metazoa; Chordata; Mammalia; Artiodactyla; Camelidae
Gene: KNG1
Product: kininogen 1
Exons: 11
Coding region: 271-1554 (427 amino acids)
Biological process (GO): negative regulation of endopeptidase activity
Cellular component (GO): extracellular region
Molecular function (GO): cysteine-type endopeptidase inhibitor activity
Source: RefSeq, a predicted model, not a curated record